Aspergillus vadensis CBS 113365 is the source of this 1693-nucleotide messenger RNA. Its product is annotated as M18 family aminopeptidase. Bases 79 to 1626 code for a protein of 515 amino acids. Gene Ontology annotation, biological process: proteolysis. The record is from RefSeq and is a predicted model, not a curated record. Gene Ontology annotation, molecular function: zinc ion binding; metalloaminopeptidase activity. The transcript has a single exon. Gene Ontology annotation, cellular component: fungal-type vacuole. Lineage: Eukaryota; Fungi; Ascomycota; Eurotiomycetes; Eurotiales; Aspergillaceae.
CAUCCUCUUCCUCCUCAAUUGACCACUUGACUAUUCCACUACUUUAUCAACCACCUUUACAACCUUCCCUACAGCUUCAUGGCCAAGAAGAGCAUCAUGGGCCUCCGUGAGGCCGCCAUGGCCUAUCGUCCCAGCUCGUCCGGCCACCUCCCCGACCCGGUCCAGGACUACUCUCCAGUCUCUCCUGCGCCCACCGCGCAACCUAUUGCGGGACCGGGCUCCGUUAAUCCAGAUGACUAUGCGAAACCUUACUGCGAGUUUAUGACCGCGAAUCCGACCAUCUUCCAUGCUGUUGACGGCUUCACCAAACAGCUGGAAAGCAAAGGUUACAAGCGCCUGCCCGAGCGCGAAGCGUGGACCUCCAAGCUCGAACGCGGCGGGAAAUACUACUGCACUCGGAACUCCAGUGCGUUCAUCGCGUUCUCCAUUGGCAAGGAUUACAAGAGUGGAAACGGUAUGGCUAUCGUGGCCGGUCACAUUGACGCCCUCACCGCCAAGUUGAAGCCCGUGUCCAAGCUCCCCACAAAGGCCGGCUUUCAGCAGCUCGGGGUUGCCCCAUAUGCUGGUGCUCUGAAUGAGACUUGGUGGGAUCGGGAUCUAUCUAUUGGUGGCCGUGUCUUGGUCCGGGACCCUAGCAGCGGAAAGGUCGAGUCCAAGUUGGUCAAGCUGGACUGGCCGAUCGCCCGUAUCCCCACCCUUGCACCGCACUUCGGCGCGCCGUCUCAGGGCCCGUUCAACAAGGAGACGCAGAUGGUCCCUGUGAUUGGCGUGGACAACUCCGACCUCUUCCAGCAGCAAACGUCCACCACCAGCCCCUUCGCGGCGGGCUCAUUUGCCUCUACGCAGCCGGAGAAGCUCGUCAAAGUGAUCUCCAAGGAAUUGGGCAUUACGGACUACAACACCAUUCUCAACUGGGAACUGGAACUCUAUGACAGUCAGCCAGCGCAGCUGGGUGGUCUGGAGAAGGACCUGAUCUUUGCAGGGCGGAUUGAUGACAAGCUAUGCUGCUACGCGGCUCAGGAGGCUCUGAUCGCCUCGCCGGACAGCACAUCCCCGGGAUCGGUGAAGAUGGUCGGUAUGUUUGAUGAUGAGGAGAUUGGCAGUUUGCUCCGCCAGGGUGCUCGGUCCAACUUCAUGAGCAGUGUGAUGGAGCGCAUCGCCGAGGCCUUCGCUCCGAGCUAUGGUCCCAACGUGCUGGCGCAGACCGUGGCCAACAGCUUCUUCGUCUCCUCGGACGUGAUUCAUGCCGUCAACCCCAACUUCCUCAACGUGUACCUGGAGAACCACGCCCCGCGCUUGAACGUCGGCGUGUCCGUCUCCGCCGACUCGAACGGACACAUGACGACGGACAGUGUGAGCCAUGCUUUCAUGAAGCGUGUCGCUGAGCGCUGCGGCUCAACUCUGCAGGUCUUCCAGAUCCGCAAUGAUUCCCGCAGUGGCGGCACUAUCGGACCCAUGACCAGCUCCCGGAUUGGCAUGCGGGCAAUUGAUGUGGGCAUUCCUCAACUCAGUAUGCAUAGUAUCCGGGCGACAACGGGUAGUCGGGAUCCUGGUCUGGGAGUGCAGCUGUUCAAGGGUUUCUUCGACUACUUUGAGGAGAUUGACAAGGAGUUUGCCGACUUUUAGACAUGUUGUACUUUGAUGAUAGUCUAGAUAUAGAUUCCCCAAUGCUAUGUGUAGUGCUUCGAAUUCG